Phytophthora nicotianae INRA-310 is the source of this 870-nucleotide messenger RNA. RefSeq lists its product as hypothetical. The record is from RefSeq and is a predicted model, not a curated record. Gene Ontology annotation, biological process: chromatin remodeling. The transcript has 2 exons. Lineage: Eukaryota; Oomycota; Peronosporomycetes; Peronosporales; Peronosporaceae. Bases 1 to 870 code for a protein of 289 amino acids. Gene Ontology annotation, molecular function: protein binding; histone methyltransferase activity.
AUGGCUGACCCGUCAGAGUAUGUCGAUGCGUCGCACAUCUCGCUAACGGCAGCAGAGAUGCACUCGUUUCUCUCUGCGGGUAGCGCAUGCAGCAAACUGUGCUGGGAGAAUGAUGACCCCGUCAAUGUGAACUCCAAUCGUACAAUGUUGCCAGCAGCAGCAGAGCUGGGUGUAGUUCGAAAGCUCCGAGAAAUGAUGGGUGACAACUCGUGUUUACUGUCAGCUAUCGUCGGCUCGGCCUUGUGCAGUGACGCACAUGAGUUGAUCAAACAAGACUCCGGCCGUCGUGUGCGCAAUUGGAACCAAGGACGUAGGUCAGGUGGAAAGAAUCACGAGCUACUGCAGCGGACACGUAACCAGCGGCUCCAGGACCGGGGCACAGAGAACCACGAGUACGAGCCAUGCAUGCAUGAGGGCAUGUGCGACUCGACAGGCUGCUCGUGCAUGAAGCGUGAUCGCAUGUGCGAGAAGGCGUGCUCCUGCUCUCGCGAGUGUCCUAAUAGAUGUGCGAUCUCGAUGUGUGGCAAUGUCAACGUCAUCCGUAGCAAGCACAAACGACUAGGUAUGAGUUUCUCCCCGAUCCACGGAUACGGAAUGUUCGCGCGAGAGACGAUCUCGGCAACCGAAUUUGUGUACCAAAUUCGGCCUGUUCUGUCGCAGAACGAUGCGGAGCGCCACGGACUGAUUUAUAACAAGAUGGAAAUGAGUUAUUUGUUUGAUCUGAAUGCAGACGCCGUGCUGGACGCGCUACGCAGCGGCAACAAGAACAAGUUCAUCAACCACGAGGGUGAUUCACCGAACGAAGGUGAUGAGCGUGUGUGGUGUGCACCACAUCACCAUGUGGGCGUUGCAGGAUAUCGCUGUUGGUGA